Messenger RNA from Talaromyces amestolkiae, 1221 nucleotides. RefSeq lists its product as uncharacterized. NCBI's taxonomy places the organism in Eukaryota, Fungi, Ascomycota, Eurotiomycetes, Eurotiales, Trichocomaceae. Bases 1 to 1221 code for a protein of 406 amino acids. Gene Ontology annotation, molecular function: transmembrane transporter activity. The transcript has 4 exons. The record is from RefSeq and is a predicted model, not a curated record. Gene Ontology annotation, biological process: transmembrane transport.
AUGACAGCCGAAAGUCCAGAGCUAUCUUCCAUUCGGUCCACCGACGAGGACAAGCCGGUGGACGUGGAGGCCACAGCAGAAAUUGGCAAUGUGACCGAGAAGAAAGACCCCAAUCUAGUCGAAUAUGACGGCCCAGAUGACCCGGGCAACCCUCAAAACUUCUCGACCGUCAAAAAGGUGUAUAUUGCUGGCAAUCUGGCUAUGUUAACAUGCAUGUCCACCUUCGCGUCAUCUGUAAUGAGUCCGGGCGUGUCUGAUAUCGCCAUAGAGUUCGGCGUCUCAGCUGAAGUUGCAAUUCUUUCGACUGCACUAUUUGUGCUUGGCUUUGCAGUUGGGCCUAUGGCCUUUGGUCCAGCUUCUGAAGUGGUCGGUCGCAAGUAUCCCAUGACUGUAGGAGUGUUUGUCUUUGCAAUUUUCGCGAUUCCCGUAGCUGUGGCCAAGAAUGCAGCGACGAUUUUUGUCUGUCGUUUCAUUGCGGGCGUUUUUGGAGCUGCGCCUCUAGCCAUUUCGGGCGGAACGCUUGCUGAUAUUUUUGAUCCCAUUUCCCGUGGAAUUGCGGUUGCCGGAUUCGCCAGUGCGACAUUUCUUGGACCAGUUUUGGGACCAAUUGUGGGAGGAUUUAUCACCAUGUCACACCUGGGUUGGCGCUGGACGCAAUGGCUUACGCUGAUCCUUGCUCUCUUCUUUCUUCUGGUCUACUUUUUUACGGUUCCCGAGACCUACGCCCCUGUGCUGCUCACACGACGAGCCAAGAAACUGCGACGUGAGACCGGAAACAUGGCGCUGCAUUCAUUGACAAGUGAACGAAAGAUUAAAAUCAGCGAUAUGGGUCGCAUUUAUGUUCUUAAACCGUGGAUCAUGCUGAUCCAGGAACCGAUACUCGCGCUGAUUACUCUUUACCUUGGUUUCAUAUACGGCUUCCUGUAUCUGUGCUUCGAAGCCUUUCCAAUUACCUUCCAGGAGAAACGCGGUUGGAAUAAGGGAGUGGGCGCUUUGCCUUUUCUAGCAAUCACCGUUGGAGUGCUUGUUGGCGUGGCACUUAUUAUCUUCCAUACCAAGACCCGCGUGCAACGCCAAAUGAACGAACGCGGAGCGGUGGCCCCCGAGGAACGCUUGGUACCGAUGAUGCUUGGGAGUUUCCUGCUGCCGAUUGGAAUGUUUUGGUUUGCCUGUGCGUUUUCCUCUUCGCGGUCUUCAAGUCUUGGACUGUUCACUGAUUAG